CAACAAUGGAGGAUGCUGUGGUGGGAACUGUGUGUCUGCUGUGUCUUCUCCUCUUUUUGCUGCUCACGGACCUGGAAACGAAGCGUGUGAAAGAGGCGGUGGACAGGGCGAGGAGGAGGGCGGACAGGAGGAGGCUCCGGCGGCUGCUCGUAGUCCGUCUGGUCGCUGAGUUGGAGAGGAUAGAAAUCCGGAGGAGACGAAGGAGAAGAGUGCUGCUGCGGAUCCUCGCCCGGCGCUGUUCACCAUGUGUUUGGACCCACAAGAGAGCCGAUGAGUGGUGGACCACCGUGGUCCCGGGUUUCCGGAACCAACAGUGGAUCCAGAAUUUCCGGAUGUCCAGAGGAACCUUCAAGUACGUCUGCUGCCGCCUGAAGCCGGCGCUGGAGAAGAGCGACACCAACUACCGGCCCUCCGUGCCUCUCGACAAGAGAGUGGCGAUCGCCAUCUGGAAGCUCGCCACCAACGCGGAGUACCGCAGUGCGGCGCAGCUCUUCGGUGUGGGCGUCUCCACCGCCUGCUCCUGCCUGAAGGCGUUCUGCUCGGCGGUAGAGGAGAUCCUGCUGCCCGAGGUCAUCCGGCUGCCGGACACAGAGCAGCAGAGAGAGCUGGCUCUUCUCUUUGAGCAGCGGUUUGGUUUGCCUCACUGUGUUGGUGCUUUAGGAGGCCUACAAGUCCCGAUUUUAGCCCCACGAGAAGACCGCACCAACUAUUUAAACCCUGCAGGGGGGCAUUCUGUGGUGCUCCAGGCUGUGGUUGAUGGUACAGGCUGCUUCUGGAGUGCGUACGCAGGGCAGCCGGGCAGCCUGAGCUACGCUCAUAUUCUGUGUAUGUCAGACCUGUGGGAGCUGGCGGAAACCUGCAAGCUGUUUUCCCAGGAGAAAAGGAACCUGUGUGGGCAGGAGGUGGGCCACUACAUCCUGGGAGAUGAAGCCCACCCGCUCACCGACUGGCUCCUCACGCCCUUCGCCGACGACGGGAGCCUCGGCCCGCGGCAGCUCUGCUAUAACCACAAAACCGGCAGGGCGAAGGCCGUGGUGGGGGAGGCCUUCUGCAGGCUCAGAGGGAGGUGGAGGUGUCUGCAGGAGCGCAACGACUGCAGCCCGGACAGGGUCACCUCCAUGAUACUGACCUGCUGCGUGCUGCAUAACCUGUGUGAGCGCCGCAGGGAGCCGUACCAAGAGGAAUGGGAGGCAGCACCGCCUCCCUCAGAGCAGGACAACCUGCUGGCUCCUACACCGCCCCCUGCAGGACAGACUGAAGGAGCAGUGCACCCUGAAGGAAGGACUGAACUAGCAGCGCCCCCUGCAGGACUGACUGAAGGAGCAGCCCUGAGGGAAGCCUUAAUGCAUUAUCUUAGCAACUAGCAUGGGACGAGGUCACCACACACAAAUCCAGAAACAGUGACACCAUUUGGAAGCUGUUUGACAAAUCUGAGUGGCUGAAAGUGAUCGCUGUCGCUCAGCUGAAAACCCUGAAAGAAACAAUAUUCUUGCAUCUUUACCAUCUUAAAUUUAGCACUCCACGAACAGGAAAAAAACCUCUAAGGCAGCCAACUUUCCGUCUGUGGUGGUAUUCACAUUGCGCUGAGUACUCUGGGCCACCGUACACUGAUAUUGAAUCAUACCUCUUUCAAAAAAUAAACACCAUGUGUUUUUUUUUAUUACAUGUAACAUGUAAGUCCUAA
This is a messenger RNA of Salarias fasciatus (jewelled blenny), 1684 nucleotides long. Its product is annotated as protein ANTAGONIST OF LIKE HETEROCHROMATIN PROTEIN 1-like. The record is from RefSeq and is a predicted model, not a curated record. Lineage: Eukaryota; Metazoa; Chordata; Actinopteri; Blenniiformes; Blenniidae. The coding region runs from base 6 to 1364 and encodes 452 amino acids. The transcript is spliced from 2 exons.